AUGGCACACAUUCCCUCUUCUCUGGUGGUUUGGCUGCUGCUGAUGUUGGUGCUACAAGGUGCUGUUAGAGUAAAAGCAGCUUGCGGGCAGCCUGUGACAUCACGGAUUGUUGGAGGGCAGGCAGCUGUUGAAGGGACAUGGCCCUGGCAAGCCAGCAUUUUUCAAGCUAACAAACCGAUUUGCGGAGGUUCCCUCAUCAACUCCAACUGGGUAGUUUCUGCAGCUCACUGCUUUCUUUUCCCUAAAGCACCCUAUGAAGUACAGUUGGGUGCUUAUAAACUCUUGGACCCUUCUCCUAAUAUGGUGACAUCGGCCGUUAAACGUGUUAUCUCCCAUCCUGACUACAAUGGCAAGGACGGCUCCAUUGGAGACAUUGCUUUAGUGGAGCUGAAUUCCCCAGUGACUUUCAAUGACUAUAUCCUUCCCAUCUGCUUGCCAGCAUAUUCUGUGGAGUUUCCUGCAAACACAACAUGCUGGGUCACUGGAUGGGGACGGAUUGGGUAUUCAGACUUGGCAUCCCCCAAAAUCCUUCAGGAAGUGGACGUACCCAUCAUAGAUCGUGAUACUUGCAACAAUCUCUAUAAUAUAAGCAAAGGAUAUCAGUUACAAACUGAUCUUGUCAAGGCUGAUAUGAUCUGUGCAGGGUACAAAGAAGGUGGAAAGGAUGCCUGUCAGGGUGAUUCCGGAGGGCCCUUAGUCUGCAAAUCCAAUGGGAUCUGGACACUGGCUGGGGUGGUGAGUUGGGGGGAAGGCUGUGCUCAACCCAACCGAGUUGGCGUCUAUACAUCAGUACCUUUCUACCUAGGUUGGAUCCAAAACAAUAUAAAUACAAAUAGUGGACUUUCAAAUUUUCCCAGGGUGACUCUACUUUUGCUGAUUUUUGUACCAACUCUCCUAUAA
Messenger RNA from Protobothrops mucrosquamatus (brown spotted pit viper), 900 nucleotides. RefSeq names its product prostasin-like. The record is from RefSeq and is a predicted model, not a curated record. Bases 1 to 900 code for a protein of 299 amino acids. Lineage: Eukaryota; Metazoa; Chordata; Lepidosauria; Squamata; Viperidae. Gene Ontology annotation, molecular function: serine-type endopeptidase activity. The transcript has 6 exons. Gene Ontology annotation, biological process: proteolysis.